Gigantopelta aegis is the source of this 4272-nucleotide messenger RNA. RefSeq names its product tripartite motif-containing protein 45-like. The transcript has 3 exons. Gene Ontology annotation, cellular component: nucleoplasm; chromatin. NCBI's taxonomy places the organism in Eukaryota, Metazoa, Mollusca, Gastropoda, Neomphalida, Peltospiridae. Gene Ontology annotation, molecular function: ubiquitin-protein transferase activity. Gene Ontology annotation, biological process: positive regulation of DNA-templated transcription. The record is from RefSeq and is a predicted model, not a curated record. Bases 275 to 994 code for a protein of 239 amino acids.
GAUUUGGCCGGUCCAAGGUUCCAUCAAAUCCUCAUUUCAGCAAAACAAUAUGCUGAUGCAUAUGCUGGAAUACAUCGGUUUUAAGAAAAAGCUCGGCGAUGUGUUGUGUUGCCAGUGUCCUGAAAACAACAAGGCCACUGUCCGGUGUCUUGAGUGUGAGAGAUACCUAUGUGAGACCUGCGACAAAUGACACGCAAGGUUUCAACAGCAACACAAGCCAGUUUCUUUAACAGAAUUAGUUGACACACCACGAAAGUUUCUAAAAACAAACAGCAUGUGUCCAGUUCAUGGUGACAAGAAUAUUGACGUAUACUGCAAGAGUAAGGCGUGUGAGAAAGGAAUGUGCACUACUUGUGCCCUCGUGUCUCACAAAGAACACGAUAUUUGUGACCUUGGAGAAUUCUGUGAUGCAAGCAAAAAACAAAUCAAUUCCUCAUUAGAAGCUCUGAAGAAAGUAUCAGAAUCACAUACAGAAUACAAGAGCAAGCUUCAAGAGCAGAAUACUAAGCUAGAUAAAAUGCACGAGGUGCUGAUGCAGGGCAUUGAUGAACAUUCCAGUAAACUUGUAGUAAAGGUUAAACAAAGUUCAACGAAACUGAAAAGUUUGGUUGAGGACAAUGUAGCAAAGCAAAAGGCCAAGAGAGAAGAACAAAUCGCGCUGGUUGAUAAGUCAGAAGAGCUCAAAGCAGAGCACGUCUUGUAUUGUCAGCAGGCGCUGUCAUUUGCCCGAGACGUGGAAUUUAUUGAGAUGGCCAAAUCAUUGGAGAACAAAGGUAAAUCACUCAUGGAAGACUUAAAAGUGCUUGACUUGCAGGUGCACGAUGUCUUGCUGGAUACAGACGCUUAUGAGAAUCUAGAGAAGAGCAUUGGACAGAUCUCCAUACACGAAGCUGAUUCCUGGAAGCCGUCAUAUGGAUACCCCAGUAUCCAAUUAACCCAGUCCGCAGUUGCAACACCAAUGAGUUUACAUGCCUCAAGAUUCAGAUCCUUAUAAAGCACAACUAGGAGUGACUAAUCCGCAUACUGUGUGUUCAGAGAGGAGAUCAGCAUCUAGUCCAAGAACCCCUGCCAACCAGUAUCAACAAGGACCACCGAUAUUUGCACAAAGGUCUACAACACAGCAAGAAGAUAAUUGUUAUGAUGAGGUGGAUGAUUUCACUGAUCCCUGGAAGCCGUCAUAUGGAUAUCCAAGUCUGCCGUAUACGUCGAUAGACGUUGAUGAUGAAGUGAUUAGUCUGAAUGCUUUGCGUUCAGAGAUGAAACCAGCAUCUAGUACUGUGAUGUCUCAGAGGAAGAAACCUAGUGGAAGAACCCCUGCCAACCAGUAUCCACAAGGACGACUGAAACCUCGGUCUGCCAGACAGCGGAGAUCUAAUUAUAUUGAUGAUGAUAAUUGAGAUUUUGGAUGGUAAUCAUCAUUAUAAUGAUUAUGAUGGAAAUCUUCAUUAUAAUGAUUAUGAUGGUGAUGAUGGAAAGCGUCAUUAUAAUGAUUAUGAUGGUGAUGAUGGAAAUCGUCAUUAUAAUGAUUAUGAUUGUGGUGAUGGAAAUCGUCAGCAUAAUGAAUAUGAUGGCAAUGGUGGAAUUAUGCUGGUAAUGAUGGAAAUCGUCAGGAUAUUGAUUAUGAUGGCGAUGGUGGAAAUCAUCAAUAUAAUGAUUAUGAUGGCGAUUGUGGAAAUCGUCAGUAUAAGGAUUAUGAUGGUGAUGAUGGAAAGCGUUAUGAUGGUGAUGAUGGAAAUCGUCAUUAUAAUGAUUAUGAUGGUGAUGGUAGAAAUCGUCCUUAUAAUGAUUAUGAUGGUGAUGAUGGAAAUCGUCAUUAUAAUGACUAUAAUGGUGAUGAUGGAAGUCGUCAUUAUAAUGAUUAUGCUGGUGAUGAUGGAACUCGUCAUUGUAAUGAUUAUACUAGUGAUGAUGGAAAUCGUCAUUAUAAUGAUUAUGAUGGCGAUUGUGGAAAUCGUCAGUAUAAUGAUUAUGCUGGUAAUGAUAGAAAUCGUCAGUAUAAUGAUUAUGAUGGCAAUGGUGGAAUUAUGCUGGUAAUGAUGGAAAUCGUCAGGAUAUUGAUUAUGAUGGCGAUGGUGGAAAUCAUCAGUAUAAUGAUUAUGAUGGCGAUUGUGAAAAUCGUAAGUAUAAGGAUUAUGAUGGUGAUGAUGGAAAGCGUUAUGAUGGUUAUGAUGGAAAUCGCCAUUAUAAUGAUUAAGAUGGUGAUGAUGGAAAUCGUCAUAAUAAUGAUUAUGGUGGUGAUGGUAGAAAUCGUCCUUAUAAUGAUUAUGAUGGUGAUGAUGGAAGUCGUCAUUAUAAUGAUUAUGAUGGUGAUGAUGGAAACCGUCAUUAUUAUGAUGGUGAUGAUGGAAAUCGUCAUUGUAAUGAUUAUACAUCAUACGAACUACACCACUAUUCAAGAGAACAUCAUACGAACUACACCACUAUUCAAGAGAACAAAAUACGAACUACAUCACUAUUCAAGAGAACAUCGUACGAACUACAUCACUUUUGAAGAGAACAUCGUACGAACUACACCACUAUUCAAGAGAACAUCGUAUGAACUACAUCACUAUUCAAGAGAACAUCGUACGAACUAUAUCACUAUUCAAGAGAACAUCGUACGAACUACAUCAGAGAACAUCGUACGAAGUACACCACUAUUCAAGAGAAUAUCGUACGAACUACAACACUAUUCAAGAGAACAUCGUACGAACUACACCACUAUUCAAGAGAACAUCGUACGAACUACAUCAGAGAACAUCGUACGAACUACACCACUAUUCAAGAGAACAUCAUACGAACUACAUCACUAUUCAAGAGAACAUCGUACGAACUACACCACUAUUCAGGAGAACAUCGUACGAACUACAACACUAUUCAAGAGAACAUCGUACGAACUACACCACUAUUCAAGAGAAAAUCGUACGAACUACAUCACUAUUCAAGAGAACAUCGUACGAACUACAACACUAUUCAAGAGAACAUCGUACGAACUACAACACUAUUCAAGAGAACAUCGUACGAACUACACCACUAUUCAAGAGAAAAUCGUACGAACUACAUCACUAUUCAAGAGAACAUCGUACGAACUACAUCACUAUUCAAGAGAACAUCGUACGAACUACAUCACUAUUCAAGAGAAAACCGUACGAACUACAUCACUAUUCAAGAGAACAUCGUACGAACUACACCACUAUUACAGAGAACAUCAUACGAACUACAUCACUAUUUAAGAGAGGUAACUCUUGGUCGUUUUACGUUUACUCAAAACGCUAUUUUAAUCCAGGAUUUUGAUCAACAGUUAUAAAAUUUAAAUAGUCUUUAUUAGAAAUGAAAACAUACGUAAUGUCUUCUGAUAUUUGCCUACAACUUGGCAAAACAUUUUUGGUCUGGUUUUAACUUUAUUUCAUUGUAAUGUUGACCUAUAAUCGGCCCGGUGUGUGGGUGUUGGCAGGCGACUAUGACCCCCGCCCACCCCCACCCCCCACACACACGAGGAAAAAAUGUACGGGUUUAUUUUUUCCUACUCUAUAUCAACAUAGGUAAAAAUGUCUUGUGCAUCCCCUACUAUGGAGGCUGUGAUCCCCCAACUAGAGGUUAUGUCCCUUACUCCAGAUAUAAUUCCUACGGGCCUAUAUAAAAAUUUACAAUAUAUGAUCCAGUUAUGUUUGGUACAUUUAAGGUCAUAUACUCUGCAUUGGGUUCACUGCGCUUGCUAAUAUCGAUCAAAUACAAAGUUUAACGCAUUCUUAAGUUGUUAUUAAAAUCGCAGGCGUACCCAACAAGUUGUUUUACGAAGACACUGUACCUCUCAUGUGAUAUUGAACAAAUUUACUGCAGUCAUUGAUUGAGUAGUCCGUCCCAGCCAGUGCACUACGACUGGUAUAUCAAAGGCCGUGAUAUGUGUGCUGUUCUAUCUGAGGGAAAGUGCAUAUAAAAGAUACUUUGCUGCUAAUGGGGUUUCUUCUAAGACUACCAGUCAAAAACUGCCAAAUGGGUCAACCGAAAUCCAGGUAACAGACUAAUUAGCGCAUUGUUCGACGGACCCCCAAACACAACACGGACAUGAUACACCGAACAUGAACAUAUCAUCAGACAUUGUCAGUAAAGGUCGCGACUAUCACAACUGAUUGGUAUGGUCGAGACAGGCGACAUUCUUUCAACGUGUUUGAUCAUUCAUUUUCCUUUCAACUUAUUUUUGUGCUUAUAUCCAAUUAAGGUUCAAGCACGCUGUCUUGGGCACAUACCUCAGUUAGUGGUUAGUGAGAUAAAAGAGGGUGUAGUGGUCUUACG